CUCCUCGUGGCUACAUGCAGUGCUAGCCCGGGGCGGGGGAGCGUACUGAGCGGUGCCAUGGCCCGGUGGGAGGAGGUGAGAGUGAGCGGCUACGACGAGUGCGCCCAGGCGCUGCAGGAGAACCGCGGCAGCCCCAUCUUCGUCUACUUCACCGGCUCCAAGAACGCCGACGGCCGCAGCUGGUGCCCGGACUGCGAGGAAGCUGAACCGACUGUACGUGAGGCGCUGAAAAACAUUACUGAAGGAGCUAUAUUCAUCUACUGCCAAGUAGGAGACCGAUCUUACUGGAAAGAUCCAAACAAUGAAUUUAGAAAGAACUUGAAGAUAACUGCUGUGCCUACUCUACUUAAAUAUGGGACUCCUCAGAAGCUGGUGGAGUCUGAAUGUAGCAAGGCCGAUCUGGUGCAGAUGCUCUUUACAGAGGACUGAUUCUCUUUUUUUAAUCUUCUGACUUUUUUAAUCCAUUUGCUAGCUUGAUGUAUGAUCCCCUUAACACUGUCACAAAUAUGAAACUACUAAAAACUAAACAGGUGUUGUGGGUGCCUACGACCCCUUCGCUUAGAAUAAACUACUUCUAAUCAA
Tachyglossus aculeatus (Australian echidna) is the source of this 582-nucleotide messenger RNA. It is a transcript of the gene TXNDC17, whose product is annotated as thioredoxin domain containing 17. Gene Ontology annotation, cellular component: cytosol. The record is from RefSeq and is a predicted model, not a curated record. Bases 58 to 429 code for a protein of 123 amino acids. Gene Ontology annotation, molecular function: protein-disulfide reductase [NAD(P)H] activity. NCBI's taxonomy places the organism in Eukaryota, Metazoa, Chordata, Mammalia, Monotremata, Tachyglossidae. The transcript is spliced from 4 exons.